CUUUCAAUACUCAUCCUCUCUACCAAGAAUCAGAAUUCCCUGUGUAUUAAGUAGUGUAACAUGUGUCAUCUCCAGACUCCAAUCCAUCCUACUACUUCUUCCCUUUCCUUAUCUCUGUGGUGACCGGUGAGUAGCUGAAUUUUGCCUGUAUAUGUUGCAUAACGUGCACACAAAGUGCAAAGAAAAUAUUUUAAGCUUACCUUCUCAAGCCAACCCAACCUAUCCAAGAAACUUCCUGUACAAUAUUAAUUGUUCCCACCGUCACUUUUGUCCAUUUCUUCUUCAACCUUAUUAUUCACACCUUUAAAACUAAGAUAACUAACAUUCUUUCCUCCAUAUAAUACCCUGCAAUUCUUUCUGAAUCCUCAUCAAAAACAUCUCCUUAUGCUGUCUAAAACCUUUCAACCAUGGUUGUCACUCUAAUUUUCUUUCUUCUAACCCAUCACUUUGUGAACUCAGAACCAAUUAGCAGAGAUGAUUUUCCAGCUGGGUUCGUUUUUGGAACUGCUUCUUCUGCUUUCCAGUUUGAAGGGGCUGUGAAUGAAGGAAAUAAGGGAGCUAGCAUAUGGGAUACUUUUUCAAGGGAACCAGGAAGAAUUUUAGAUUUCAGCAAUGCAGACAUGGCUGUUGAUCAGUAUCACCGUUUUAAGAGUGAUGUAGACUUGAUGAAGGAUUUGGGCAUGGAUGCUUAUAGAUUCUCAAUAUCAUGGUCAAGAAUCUUUCCGAAUGGAACAGGAGAACCUAAUGCAGAAGGAAUAAACUACUACAACUGCCUCAUAAAUGCUUUACUGGAAAAAGGAAUCCAGCCUUAUGUAACUCUAUAUCACUGGGAUCUUCCACAGACACUUGAAGAUAAAUAUGAAGGAUGGUUGAACAAACAGAUAGUAAAAGACUUUGAAUAUUACGCCUUCACCUGCUUCAAAGUUUUUGGAGAUAGAGUAAAGCGCUGGAUCACCUUCAAUGAACCUCGUGGUUUCUCAAUCCAAGGUUACGACUUAGGUAUUCAAGCUCCUGGGAGAUGUUCAAUUCUUGGUCGUCUGUUCUGUAAGAAGGGAAAAUCAUCCACUGAACCAUACAUUGUCGCUCACAACAUCCUGUUGUCUCAUGCUGCUGCUUAUCAUAGUUACCAGCUGCAUUUUAAGGAAGGACAAGGAGGCCAAAUAGGAAUAGCAUUAGAUGCCAAAUGGUAUGAACCCAUAUCCGAUACUGAUGAGGAUAGAGAUGCAGCAUACAGAUCAAUAGAUUUUGGGCUUGGAUGGUUCCUUGAUCCACUUCUGCUUGGUGAGUACCCUCUUUCAAUGAAGAAGUUUGUUGGUAAGAGAUUACCAGAGAUUUCACCUGCAACCUCAAAAUUCCUGCUGGGAUCCUUUGACUUUCUUGGCAUAAAUCACUAUACCACAUUGUAUGCCCGGAACGACAGGGCUCAGAUUAGAAAAUUGAUAUUGAAGGAUGCUAUAGCUGAUGCUGCUGUCAUUACAACCCGUAAGAUGUCAAGUCACAAUCUCCUAAAUCUAACAUUUGUGUCUCUGUGUGUGUAUAUCACAAUUUUGACUAACAAUCUACACAUGUCCUCUAUUGUAGCAUACCGAGGUGGAGUUGCCAUUGGAGAAAGAGCAGCUUCCCGUUGGAUACGCAUAGUUCCAUGGGGCAUCCGAAAGUUGGCAAAUUAUGUGAAAGAUAAGUAUGGGAACCCUCCAGUUAUUAUAACAGAAAAUGGUAUGGAUGAUCCAAAUAAACCUUCUAUAGCUUUAGACAAGGCUUUACAGGAUGAUAAGAGGAUAAGAUUCCACCAAGACUAUCUUUCAAACCUAUCUGCUGCUAUAAGGCAAGAUGACUGCAAUAUACAUGGAUAUUUUGUCUGGUCCUUGCUUGACAACUGGGAAUGGAACUUGGGAUUUUCAGUACGCUUUGGACUCUAUUAUGUGGAUUACAAGAACAACCUUACAAGAAUUCCAAAAGAUUCUGUAAAAUGGUUUAGAAGUAUCCUCAGAGUAAAUGGUGAACUAAACAAUCAGAUUUAAGUUAUUGUUCUCACACACCAUAUGACACACAAGUUGUACCAUGCAUUAAAAGGUACAAAAGGAAAAUUCAAUGAAAGGAAAAGAGAAAAAUUCGUUGAAGACACAUAUUAGUGAAGCAUUCCUUUUUAUCUAUCCUGGUACCAAUUCAAUUUAUUGCAAAAGAACCCACUAAUAUCAUUUUGAUGCAUGAACAACAUCACCAUAUAAAUUAUUGAAAAGGAUUAUUAAUAACAUCAUUGACAUCUUCCAUACAAACAAACAGAAUUUUCAGCACGUUACCCAACUUGUCAGCCCAAAAAAAAAAAAUCUAAAAUGGUGGCUUCCCACCUGAAA
Messenger RNA from Quercus lobata, 2354 nucleotides. RefSeq names its product beta glucosidase 41 (gene BGLU41). Gene Ontology annotation, biological process: carbohydrate metabolic process. Lineage: Eukaryota; Viridiplantae; Streptophyta; Magnoliopsida; Fagales; Fagaceae. The record is from RefSeq and is a predicted model, not a curated record. The transcript has 12 exons. Gene Ontology annotation, molecular function: beta-glucosidase activity. Bases 408 to 2021 code for a protein of 537 amino acids.